AGGCUGGAGAGCAGUGGCUGUUUGCUGGGGGCUCAGCUCUGAAGUCAGCACCACUGCCAGCAUCAGCGCAGAAGUAAGGAUAGUGGUACCUACAAUAACCUUGCGACCCCCCUGCAACUCCUUUUUGGGUCGGGACCCCUAUAAUUACAACAUUGUGAAAUUUCAGAUUGAAAUAGCUGAAAUCAUGAAACUAAAAAAUUUUAAACUCCUAUGGCCGUGAAAUUGACCCAAAAGGACUGUGGAUUUGGUAGGGCUCUACUCAAAAUGUUGCAGAGUAACUAGUCCCGACAUCAAGCAUUUAAAAGUGAACUCUUUCAAAACUCGGAAAAAAGAGAGAUGGGAAACACUGAGCUGUAGCUCACCAAAGCUUAUGCUCAAAUAAAUUGGUUAGUCUCUAAGGUGCCACAAGUCCUCCUGUUCUUUUUGCGAAUACAGACUAACACGGCUGUUACUCUGAAACCUAAAAACUUCCAGUAUGUUGCCUUAACGAGGUGUCUGAUACAAACGACUGAUGAUAUCUCAAAAUCCAUGUAUCCAAAUCUUAAAGACCGUGACAGCUUUCAUAAUCCCACUUUUUAGCAACUAAAUCAUCUCAGCCAGUUUCAGUAACCCUAAAAUACCACACACAGUGCUUCAAUAACUGCACCUCCCCAGCAGGGCUUCCUACAGGACACUCACACAACCCAGCUCUCUCUCACACACACCCACCCCCCCUCCUUGGAGUGACUGACUGGUUUAUUUACGCACAGGGAAAAGCUCCGAGGGGAGACCUCCACACGUUCAAUGGGCGGCCACAGAUGCUCCUCCCAUCCCCAGCCAUGGGGAUCCCGCACAUGCUCCCCCGACCCCCGGAGAUGCUUCCCGAGCAGCCCUAGGCGGAGGGGGAAGGAGACGCUUCCCAGUGCGCGCAGGGAGGAAAGGGCGUCUGGGUGGGACUCACUCACCCAGGGUUUUCACCGCGAUCUGCCUGGUACUACUGCCCUCUUAGUCUCUGUAGAAACAGGGGAGGAGGGUCCAGCAGAGCUAUCCAGCUAUGAAAGAUGGAAGUGCCAUCCCUGCACCAGCAUUCCCCUAUCCCAGGAGUCCCAGGAGACGCUCUGUGAAGACUGGGAUCUUCCUUGUGUAGGAGGGCAGUGGUGCUGGAGGGGAGGGAAAUCACUGGGUGUGGCAUUAGACCCGCAUCAGCUCCACAUGGCCCUCCCAGAUUCCUGGAGUUGUGCCAGGGACAUUUUUGCAACUCACCACUAUAUGAAAAUUAAAUUAAGAUUAAGAAGCAAGCAUUCCCUUUAUCAGCUGCUGCAUGGAGAUUCUGUUUUUUCUGCCCUCAUUGAGGGGGCAAAGACUUCUUUACUGAAAAAAAGAACAGAAGCCUGGAGGAUCACUACAAGUUAAACAGUCUUGCUUGCUAUGUACUCUGCAUCUUUGAACUAAGCACCAUCAGACUAAACUGAGACUGAUACAUUUGAGCUUAAAACAAUUGAAACAUGAUCCAGGUCCAUUUGUCAAAUAACCACAGCAGCAUUACCUUACCGUAGAAUAUCAAGGUUGUACUGGGUCCUCAGUCAGAUGCUCAAAACUAUUUAUAGAUUAUGUUCCUGGGAUGAGUAAUUUGGAAAUUUUUCUUUGUCUUACUGUCCUUGUCUGUGUAUAAUAAUAAACCCAAGAAUGUAGCUAAAUCACAGGAAUAGACUGGAAAUGGAGCAUGAAUUAUGAUUUAUUAAUUAUAUAUUUUAUAUUACUUCAACCCCCCCAACAUGGACUAGGAACUUUACAAAGAUGCAGAUAAGGUCCCUGUUGUGAAGAGCUUACAAUCUAAACAGAUAACAUGUAGUUGUAGAUGAAGGGUGAAGGAUAGGAUGAAAGUGACUGAGCGGUGAAGUUAGUACUUCCUGCUCAUUCCAUGCUUUUUAUAGAGACGUUUCUUGUUUGCUAGUUGUUUUAUUUCAUUACUUCCUAUUUUGUUAACAUGUCUUUGUCAACAAGCUCACCCUUACGAUAUGUCUCCACUGCAGUUAG
Molecule: messenger RNA, 2016 nt
Organism: Caretta caretta (loggerhead turtle)
Lineage: Eukaryota; Metazoa; Chordata; Testudines; Cheloniidae
Source: RefSeq, a predicted model, not a curated record